AUGACCAGGUGCAGACUUCCUUCUAAGCACACCAUCAUGUCUACAGACUCUCCCAGCUCCACGUUUACUCCCAGUGCCAACAGGUCCUUGACAACGACACCAGCCCUUCAGGCCUCCUCCCUACGCACCUGUGAGCCUCCAGGGUCCUCCCUCCAGCAGAUGGCGCACUCACAGUGUGAGGAGAGCAGUUCUGUGUCAUUUACCACUGCCCAGCGCGAGAGAGAAAGCGCCACCUACAGACAGAGAAAUGCCGCUGCAGAGACCUGCAGGAGGCACAGCAUUGAUGGAGCCAUGGUAACACAGAGUCAAAGGUCAAACUUAGGGUCAGGGUCGGCUGACCGCUUCCACCCCUACCGACGUCAGUUCAGCGAUGGUGGGGUUGCCACGGAUUGCCUGGCCCCUGGUCCCCCUGGGUCUCGUCCCUUCGUCUGUCUCAGAGAGGUGGAGGCUCCAGAUAGCUUCACUGCCACACACACAUCUACCAGUGAGGAACAGACAUGCUGGGAUCCAUACAACGGGAGUUUCCAGGCUUCCAGACUGAUGCAGGGCUCCCAGCACUCUUACCCAGAACCACUGGCUGCACCCGAGGAACCUUCCUGCUUCCUGUCCCAAGGCCAUGCCUCCUACAGCCCCCUAGCCCCACUGCAGCAGUUCUCACCAGGUGUGUAUUCUACCAGUGGACAAUCCAAAAGUUCUCAGUACUCUCUCCAGUGCCUCGCCACUCCAACCCAUCAGGACAGUAGCAUGCAGUCCCUCUUCCCCAAGCCCAUCUACUCAUACAGCAUCCUGAUCUUCAUGGCUCUGAGGAACAGUAAGACAGGGAGUCUCCCGGUUAGUGAGAUCUACAAGUUCAUGACUGAACACUUCCCCUACUUCAAGACGGCUCCAGAUGGAUGGAAGAACUCGGUCCGCCACAACCUGUCUCUGAAUAAGUGCUUUGAGAAGGUGGAGAAUAAGAUUGGCAACUCUUCGCGUAAGGGCUGCCUGUGGGCCCUCAACCCAGCCAAGAUAGAGAAGAUGCAGGAGGAGCUACACAAGUGGCGCCGCAAAGACCCCCUCACUGUCCGCAAGAGCAUGGCCAGGCCGGAUGACCUGGAUCGCCUGUUGGGGGAAAGACCAGAGAACCUGAAAUCUUUACCUUCCUACCACAACCAGACCCCACUGUCAAGAUCUACCACAAACUACAACCCUACCCCUUCCUCCUUCACUCCAUCCCAGCCUCGAGAGCCCUGUCGCCCUCUCCGACGUCCCCUCUACCCCCACGUCCCCCCUCCCUCCCUGACAGUCAACCAGCACCCCCGCUUCCUGCCCCCCACCACCCCCCACCCCUUCUCCUUCUACUCUCCCUGCGGACAGCAGCCUCCAUCGGGUAUCCCCCCCAAUGUGGGUACCCUGGGUUCCACCCUGGUGGAGCAGACACCCUCCACCUGUACUGCCACCAUGCAGGCAGAGUAUGAUGUUGGGCCCAGGAGCAUGCAGGAGCUACAGCUAGAUGGAGAUGCUAGUAACGAUAUCGACACGCUCAACCCCAGCUUGACUGACCUGCAGCUCCACGGUUACUUGUGGGAGGAGCUGAGAGAGGACAGUCUGGCUCCUGAUUCGCUGGUGGCAAUCAGCCCCUCACCCUCCUCUUCCCAGCCAACACACUUCCUCCUGGGGUCCAGUCUGAGGAGCACCGGUCCUGUCAACCAGACAUCAGAGUUGAUCUCCGUCGGGCUGGGGAAGGAAGAGGAGGAAGAUGAGGAGAUGGGGGGAGGAUGUGGAGGUCCAUCAGACCUCCAUAUUAAUGGACAGUACCACACAGCCUACCCAGGUGUAGAGAGCUUGGCAGGUUACCUCACUUCCAUGGGAAACACCCCCAUACCUCUGCUUUGA
Messenger RNA from Coregonus clupeaformis (lake whitefish), 1875 nucleotides. Its product is annotated as forkhead box protein N1-like. Gene Ontology annotation, molecular function: transcription cis-regulatory region binding; DNA-binding transcription factor activity, RNA polymerase II-specific. NCBI's taxonomy places the organism in Eukaryota, Metazoa, Chordata, Actinopteri, Salmoniformes, Salmonidae. The record is from RefSeq and is a predicted model, not a curated record. The transcript has 9 exons. The coding region runs from base 1 to 1875 and encodes 624 amino acids. Gene Ontology annotation, biological process: regulation of transcription by RNA polymerase II.